AGGGUUAAAGGUCUACAGGAAGUGUAACCCGGGCGUGUAUAAGACGCUUCCUGUGCUCUUCUUAAAAGAAACAUAUUUUGAAACAUUCAUGGCUUGACGUUACAUAAAGAUACAAGAAGCAAAUAAACAGCAGCCCAAGAUGAACUACGUACCAGGGACGGCAAGCCUCAUUGACGACAUCGACAAGAAGCACCUGGUGCUGCUCCGAGAUGGCAGAACACUGAUCGGUUACCUCAGAAGCAUUGAUCAGUUUGCCAAUUUAGUUUUUCAUCAGACAGUUGAGCGCAUCCAUGUGGGGAAGAAAUUUGGUGACAUCCCCAGAGGAAUAUUCAUUGUGAGAGGAGAGAAUGUGGUGCUGCUUGGAGAGAUAGAUGUGGAUAAGCCCUGCGACACACUCCUGCAGCAGGUCUCCAUUGAAGAGAUUCUGGAGGAACAGCGGUUGCAGCAGCAAGCCAAACAGGAGACAGAGAAAGUCAAAAUGCAGGUCCUGAAGGACCGAGGCCUUUCCGUCCCCAAAGCUGAUAACUUAGACGAAUACUAAUGCCGCCUUGAUUCCAAGAGCCUCUUUCUUAGUUUAUAUUGGACUGAGAUGUUUUAUGUUGAGUUUGAGAGAGCAUGAGAGUGUGGGGUUUUGUUUUUUUUUUUUUUUUUUUUUUGUUGUUGUUUUUUGACAUGGGUGUACAAGGCUGCAUCAUGCUGGGCCUAUAUACUGUAGUGUACUGUAUGAAUUUAAUUUGAAUUAUUUGGAGGGAGAAAAAAAUGUGAUAGCUGCUCUCAGUUUUGCAGAUCAUGACAGCAAAAUGGAAAACUCAUGUGUUUGUCUAAGAUAAUUUUGUUGGCAAUUUAGCAUUUAUUUUACAGCAGCACUUUGUAUUCUGUCACUGAUAUGGUGAGUCUUUUUAUUUGGAGAUAUGUGGGCCUGCUAUUGACAAAAAACUACUUGCUAUGCUCCAUUAAAGAGUUUAGUUUUUCAUUACA
Siniperca chuatsi (mandarin fish) is the source of this 978-nucleotide messenger RNA. RefSeq names its product LSM1, U6 small nuclear RNA associated (gene lsm1). Gene Ontology annotation, biological process: deadenylation-dependent decapping of nuclear-transcribed mRNA. The transcript is spliced from 4 exons. Bases 140 to 541 code for a protein of 133 amino acids. Gene Ontology annotation, cellular component: Lsm1-7-Pat1 complex; P-body. NCBI's taxonomy places the organism in Eukaryota, Metazoa, Chordata, Actinopteri, Centrarchiformes, Sinipercidae. The record is from RefSeq and is a predicted model, not a curated record. Gene Ontology annotation, molecular function: RNA cap binding.